Messenger RNA from Melampsora larici-populina 98AG31, 462 nucleotides. RefSeq lists its product as uncharacterized. The record is from RefSeq and is a predicted model, not a curated record. Gene Ontology annotation, cellular component: PCNA complex. Gene Ontology annotation, molecular function: DNA binding; DNA polymerase processivity factor activity. Gene Ontology annotation, biological process: leading strand elongation; regulation of DNA replication; mismatch repair. The annotation marks the transcript as partial. The transcript is spliced from 5 exons. NCBI's taxonomy places the organism in Eukaryota, Fungi, Basidiomycota, Pucciniomycetes, Pucciniales, Melampsoraceae.
GAUCGAGUGGCAGAAUAUGAUAUGAAGAUGAUGGAUAUCGAUAUAGAACAUCUUUCUAUUCCUGAUACUGCAUACGAUGCAGAGAUCACAAUGCCAGCAUCCGAAUUCAGUCGAAUUGUACGAGAUUUAAAAGAAUUAGGAGAAUCGGUUCGAAUUGAAGCAACAAAAGAAGGAGUCAAGUUUUCAGCAGAAGGAGAUAUUGGUAAAGCAAGUGUGACACUUAAACAUACAGAUCCUAAACAGAAAAAAGGAAGCAAAACUGAUAUGAGUGUUUCGAUUAGUUUGAGACAGAGUGUUUCUUUAACUUUUAGUAUCAAGUAUCUUAGUAACUUUACCAAAGCUUCACCUUUGGCUAAUAGAGUGGUGCUUCAUAUGUCGAACGAAGUACCUCUGUUGGUAGAGUACGAUUUCCAGAGUGGAUAUGUUAGAUAUUAUCUUGCACCUAAGAUUGAAGAUGAUUGA